Molecule: messenger RNA, 2702 nt
Organism: Acanthaster planci (crown-of-thorns starfish)
Lineage: Eukaryota; Metazoa; Echinodermata; Asteroidea; Valvatida; Acanthasteridae
Product: monocarboxylate transporter 12-like
Biological process (GO): transmembrane transport; monocarboxylic acid transport
Molecular function (GO): monocarboxylic acid transmembrane transporter activity
Source: RefSeq, a predicted model, not a curated record
CAGCGUGCGUCGAUUUUGAACGUACGUGCGGGUCAAUUUUUUUUCAUUUUUCUUCCAAAGUUUCAAAACUGCGCCCUCUAUUUCCACCUCGCAUGAAUGUUCGCGAGUAGACUGAUUCCCGGCCACAAGUCCACAAGUCCGAAGGGCAAUUUGUUCAAGGAACCAGACUAAUUCGUGGGUAGCGCCACGACUGCUUAUAAUGUCGAUGUCGAACACCAAAUAUUUGAAAAAUGCUUCAGUUUGCCCUGUUCCUAAAACAACCCGAGUUAGCAGCUUCGACCAACUUCGACCUAUCUCCAUAACGUCUGUAAUAGCCGAGUUUUUGGAAGGUUUAUUGGCAGACUGAGUUAUCGGACGGACAUCAGACUGGUUAUUGAUCUUCAGCAGUUUUGAAAUGUGAAAGCAAUCCUUGUCCGCAACGCAAGUACAAUAUGGCAAAAGCAUCCCACUUCUUCAGCCGGCGGAGGGCGGCGGAUCGGCCGGAUCACCCACGGGAAGGCGGCUGGGGUAUUGUGGUGGUCAUCGCGGCGCACUUGUCCAUGGCGAUCCAGUGGGGUUUCCAGCGAACCGGGAGUGUCUUGUACCUCAGCUGGAAGGAAGACUUCGCCAUAAAUGACAAAGAGACGGCUGCCGUGCAGAGCGUCAGUUCAUCUCUGUCGUACUUAAGUGGCCUCAUCAGCGGGGUUCUGACGGAGCGACUCGGCUGCAGAGUCUCAGGAAUCAUUGGCGGAGUUUUGAUGUCUCUUGGAUUCCUCGGCAGCUGCUGGGUGACCGACAUACGCCAGCUCUACUUAACAGCUGCUGUUGUAGGAAUUGGCACAGGGAUAUCUUACAAUUCAAGUAUAGUUGUUGUCUCGGAAUACUUCAACAGGAGGUACAAAAUAGCACACGCGUUGGUCUACGCUGGCGUUGGGACAGGGAGCAUGGUGGUACCACCUCUAUUGCAAAUUCUCCUGGAAGGCUACGGUUGGCGGGGAACGAUGAUGGUCGCCUCCGCCAUUGCGGCAAACACCGUCUCUUUUGCGGCUGUUUUCCGCCCGAAUAAAGCUCCGCUCCGGCAGAAAUCUUCAAGGCAACCUGACGCGGAUCAGUUAGAGCUAUCUGUGCACGUCGGAAUGGCUUUAACGGAGAAUCCAAAUGAAGAAAUUACCCCUGAUGGCAGCGACACCGACUCAAGAUCUCACCCGGAAACCCCUGGUGAGCUCCAAGCAGUGCAGGCAACGCACCAGGCACGUCCUAGUAGCCAGGCGGGUUCAAUCCCGCUCCAUUCUGAUCGCAAGCACUCAAACCCCGCCAUAAACGUCCUCCGGAGACUGUUUGUUUCUCUAGGGCUCAGGCUUUUCGCCAGGAGUUACCGCUUCGCUCUGACGUGCGUCAUUCAGCUACAAUUCAUGUUCGCCUUCACGGGAUUUGUGCUCUACCUCGUUCCCUAUGCUCAGAGCCUGGAUAUGGCUCCCACUGGUGCCGCCUUCCUGCUCAGUAUAUUGGGCAUUGGGAGCUUGCUCGGUUGUCUAGGAAACGGAGUGCUGGCGAGCCGGAACAUGUCGACCGAGCACGCCACCAUGACCUCCAUGGUGAUCGCUGGGGUGUCUGUAAUGCUGGUGAACCUGAACAGCUACGCCAUUUUUGCCGUGGCUUCGUUUCUUCAUGGAUUCGCGUCAGGAUUCGAUUUCACCGUUACGGUUGUUUUAAUUCGUAGUUUCGUCGGCUUGAGCAACCUAGCGAUUGGUGUUGGAUUCAGCAUGAUCUUUCUCGGUGCUGGGACCCUGCUUGGCCCAGUUUUUGCUGGUUGGAUCUUGGACGCGACCGGUUCGAGUUACCUGACGGUCUUCUACGUGCUCGGCGCCAUGUUCUUCUUCUGUGCCGUUCAAAUGCUGCUUUUGCCCCUGCUCAAACGGGUCGAACCAGGCGUUGACAUCAGCCCUGCUGACGUUUAAGGGAACAAGUCGCAUGUGUGUGUGUGUGUGGAAGGGGGGGAGAGAUCUGUACAGUUCGCAUACAAUAUGUAAAUCACACCCAAAAUGAAUACACCCUGAUCUUUGAAGGGGUGUAUCUUCUGUCCGUGAGCCCCAUGCCACCGUGGUAAUGGCCUCUAUUAAUGGUAACCAAAUUAGUUAGCGUAAGCGUUAGUUGUAUUUUGCUUAUAUAUUAAUUCAAAUUGUUCUUAGUAGUGGUAUUUUUAUAAAUGAAGUGGCUGGCUCAUUGUCCAUGCAUAUGCAAGACCGAUGUUGAUGUGCUUUGCAAUGGACUUUUCACUAAUUUUUAGUAAUUAUUCACACACGCGCAUAAAUGGCCACGGCGGCAAAAACCCCUAAAUUUCAUCGUCAUUUUCUCGAAGGUUCCGGAGACAUGUUCAUUUUUAUUCUUCAGAACACCUUCUGAAGUCAUCAUAGCCAUUACUUUCUGGCUUAAGAGGGCCUUUCGGAGCACAAAAGAGACCUCAAAAAUCUUUUCCCUCCCAAACGCACGACUCUGAAAGAAAUAAGUAGGGCUCCUUUCCGCAUUAGCUCCAAAAUGAAAUUUGCGAUACGUCAGGGUACCAUUAUGGGCAUGCACCAAUUUCGUGCUGAACUCUUUCACAGAUUUUCCAAAUCCCGGCUAUAACUUUACUCGCUUUGUCGCUCUUACUGGUUUCAACUUUGAUUUUCAAAUAGAACCUAACGUGCUACAGCAAAAUAACACUAUAUACUAAACAGUGUGAA